Lucilia cuprina (Australian sheep blowfly) is the source of this 895-nucleotide messenger RNA. RefSeq lists its product as uncharacterized. Lineage: Eukaryota; Metazoa; Arthropoda; Insecta; Diptera; Calliphoridae. The transcript is spliced from 4 exons. The coding region runs from base 146 to 679 and encodes 177 amino acids. The record is from RefSeq and is a predicted model, not a curated record.
UUGUUAUUGCAAAUAAAGAAAGUCAUACUGCAAACUCAGUUAAAUGCAAUGUGUUGAUUGUUUUACGCGAUUAAAAUUGCAUCAGAAAUCUAUUUCCUAGAAAUACAAUUAAUAAAUUUACUGAAUUUUCUAUAGUUUUCGAAAAAUGAAAACUUUAUUUGGAAUACGUAGCAAUAUUGCUGUCAUAGCAGUGGGUUCGAUUUAUCUAAUAAUAUCGCUUAAUAUUAGCAUAAAUGGAUUAAAUAAAUAUAAAGAAUUUCUCUCAGACGAGCAUACACCGUACAGUUCGUUGUUGUUGAACACCGAUACAAAUUUUUUCCACAUUUUUACACUGAUACUUAGUCUGAGUUGCUUACUUGCAUCACUUUUAUUAAUUUUGGGAGUUGUAGAAAAACGUCAUUCUAUAUUGCAACCAUGGCUAAUAGUUAAUUGUACUUUAGAAGUCAUAUUAACAAGUGGUUUAUUUUAUUUACUAUAUUUAUUGACUAAAGUAUUUUAUAGCAGUUGGAGCAAUGUUUGUGGAAUACUUUUGGCAAUUACUAUAAAUGCUAUAGUAGUGGCUUUUCAUGACUAUCUGCGUAAUGGCAUUUACUAUUUAUACAAAACGUUCCAGAGGGAAUCCACAAGACUAUAUCGCGUUAUAGAUAAUGAAGCUAAUGAUUCAAUUGAUAUCGUGUAAUUACUAGAAUGGGUCACUAUUACUUAUAUGUUUCAUUUAACAAAACGAUUAACUCGUGUUUGGUAAUUUUUUGUAAUAAAAAUAUGCAAAUGUUUUUAAAAAAUUAUGUAUUUACUUUAUUGUAAAUAUUUUCUUAUUUUUUUUUAUCACGGACUUAAUCAUUUUGGUUAAUGAGGCAUUGAAAUAUUUUCAAAUAAAUUAAUUUAUAUAAAUGUA